Messenger RNA from Alternaria burnsii, 714 nucleotides. Its product is annotated as cutinase precursor. The transcript is spliced from 2 exons. Gene Ontology annotation, molecular function: cutinase activity. Gene Ontology annotation, biological process: carbohydrate catabolic process. Bases 1 to 714 code for a protein of 237 amino acids. The record is from RefSeq and is a predicted model, not a curated record. Gene Ontology annotation, cellular component: extracellular region. NCBI's taxonomy places the organism in Eukaryota, Fungi, Ascomycota, Dothideomycetes, Pleosporales, Pleosporaceae.
AUGAAGUAUCUUGCGACCCUCUCUUUCUUCGCUUCUCUCGCUCUCACUUCGCCCAUCGCCGUCGCAGUACCCAUCACUGCGCCCGCUGACGAGCCUCAACUUAUUACUCUCGAAGCCCGUCAGUCUAGUGCCACCAGUAAUGAGCUCGAGACAGGAAGCAGCGCUGCAUGCCCACGCACCAUCUUUAUCUUUGCAAGGGGAAGCACCGAAGCUGGAAAUAUGGGCGCACUUGUCGGCCCCUUCACAGCAAACGCUCUUGAAAAUGCGUACGGGGCGUCAAACGUCUGGAUUCAAGGUGUAGGUGGCCCCUACACUGCCGGUCUCGCAGAGAACACUCUUCCAGCCGGUACUUCUCAAGCCGCCAUCCGCGAAGCUCAGCGUCUCUUCAACCUUGCCGCGAGCAAAUGCCCGAACACGCCCAUCACUGCAGGUGGUUACUCUCAAGGUGCUGCGGUCAUGUCUAAUGCGAUCCCCGGUCUCAGUGCGGCUGUGCAAAAUCAGAUCAAGGGUGUGGUGUUAUUCGGCUACACUAAGAACCUACAGAAUGGAGGGAGAAUCCCCAACUUUCCUACCAGCAAGACCAGGAUUUACUGCGAGACUGGAGACUUGGUCUGUACCGGUACGCUCAUCAUUACGCCCGCACAUCUUUUGUACUCGGACGAGGCUGCUGUGCAGGCACCCAUCUUCUUGAGGGCUCAGAUCGCCGCAGCAUAG